Messenger RNA from Chara braunii, 1589 nucleotides. NCBI's taxonomy places the organism in Eukaryota, Viridiplantae, Streptophyta, Charophyceae, Charales, Characeae. The record is from the annotation of a GenBank genome assembly.
CGGCACGGAAGAGGCACUUCUUGACGAAGUGCAAUAUUGAGCUUGUCACUCGGGCAUUGACCGCGGAGGAAAGGCUCACGAGAAUCAAGGGCAUCAGGCUGGGGAAGCACCAGGCCACUCAUCUCGUAGGUGGAAUUGGGGGAAGUGGUGGUCGGAGCACAGGACCGUCUUCCAACAGUUUCGUGCCUCCAUCAUCACCAACACGCAGACCAAGUGAUGGCGAGACGACCUCGCCUGCAAGAUCUGCAAACAUCUUCGCUCCUGCCCCGGGAAGUGGUGUGGACGGUCGGUGAGGCAAACUUUGCUCGAGGAGGCAGACACUAUCAUCACCCGAAACGAGCACGCGGGUCGGAAGAUGGAUCGGUGGCUGAUUUGCACGAAUCAGCCAUUCAACAUGGUGGAGAACUUCUGCUUUCUCGAGUUCCUCGAUGUUGUGAAGAAGUGUCAUCCUAGUUGGUGGUCUAGCAAGAGGGACAAGAUGAGGACCAAACAGUUGGACGGACAAUUUAAAUUGGUGGGAGAAGACACGCAGUCACUAGUGAAGAAGUGGGAGAGAACAGGAUGCAUGCUCCAAAUGGCCGGGUGGUCGGACUGGAGGAACAAACCGCAUCUGAAUGUCAUGGUCUCUUUCCCGGCCGGAACAGUGUUUUCGAAGUCUGUCUGCAUGGAGGGGAGGGAAAAUGAUUCCACAACGUACUUCAAGAUGUUGGACGGGGUGAUCCAGGAGAUCAGUGCGGCGUCCAUUGUCGGCGUUGUGAUGGACAAUGCGAAGGUUUGCGCUAAAGCGGGGGAGAUGGCGGAUGCUAAGUACCUUGGAAUCUUUAGUGUGGGUUGCACAACCCAUGCCUUGGAUUUGGCCCUGGAGGACAUGUACACCUACAUAGAUUGCUUGAAAACGGUCGUCGACAACGACAAUAAAGUUGGCAAGUUUUUCACCAACGUCGACAAGGUUCGUGCUAUGUACAACAGGAUCGCGGAUGCGCAACUCAAACGCUCGACGGUCACUAGAUUCACGACGAACUUUGAGAUGCUUCUGUCGCUUAGCACGGGGAGGAAUCUAUUGGAGCAUUGUGUCUGCAACGUGGCGUGGGUAGAGAAGUUGGUGAGGGGGGAGCAGGUGGCUCCAUUCAACGUUGUCACCCACAUCAUCAUGGACACAAAUGGAUUCUGGAAGGAUGUGGACAUGACUCUGGCGGUGAUGAAGCCUGUUGUCAAGCUCCUUCGUUUGGUGGACGGUCCAGGAGCAACUAUGAGCAAAGUCUAUUUUGGCAUGGACGCGGUUGUGGCUACUAUGCGCACCCUCGACGGCCUGUUGGACGCUGAGAAGGCGAACGUGGAGAAGAUUUUGAUGGACCGGUGGGCCUUCAUGACAUCAGAGCUGCAUUGCGUGGCCAUCUUCCUUGAUCCCGAGUAUAUGACGCACACGUUGAGAGACAUGCAGAUUUGCGAGGGGUUCAACAUCUGGCUUUAUUUUUGGGCGCCGCCGGAGUUGUUGUAGCGAGAAAUCAGCAAACAGGUGGACAUGUGGGUGCAGGGAUUGGGCACUUUGGGGACACAGAAUGCAAGGGAGCAGGCGAGUUUGAAAACUC